Molecule: messenger RNA, 1498 nt
Organism: Nematolebias whitei (Rio pearlfish)
Lineage: Eukaryota; Metazoa; Chordata; Actinopteri; Cyprinodontiformes; Rivulidae
Gene: rtbdn
Product: retbindin
Cellular component (GO): external side of plasma membrane
Molecular function (GO): riboflavin transmembrane transporter activity; riboflavin binding; signaling receptor activity
Source: RefSeq, a predicted model, not a curated record
AGAUGGGCACCUCCCUUCUGCCUUUGCUAUUAAUUGGCGCAUACCUGGCGGCUGCACUGAUUGGUGGAGCCCACUCAGUGGGGGUGUGUCUUCAAGAUGGGAAACACAAGACCACGCCCAGUCCAGAGGCGCACCUGACAGAGUGCAGGCUGUAUGCUGACAAUAGCUGCUGCUCUGAGGAACACAUCCAGGACAUCGCUUAUGUUCCCUCUGCCAGCAAUGAGAAUGAACCCUGGGACAAGUGUGGACCUGUGAGCCCCGAGUGUGAGGGCUUUCUGAAGCGCGUGGCAUGUUUUUACCGCUGCUCCCCUGAUGCUUCCCGCUGGCCUCAUCCUCACCGCCGCUCAUACAUCCAGGCUGUGCCGCUCUGCCACAGCUUCUGCCGUGAUUGGUUUGACGCCUGCAGGAUGGACAUGACCUGCGCUCGUAACUGGGCCAGAGACCCCAGAGGACAGAACUGUACUGGGACCUGUGUUCAGUAUCAGCAGAUGUACCAGCAUGGCAGAGACCUCUGCGAGAGCCUGUGGGGCGACGCCUUCAUGACGGUGGAGGAUGACCCCCAGGCGGUGGGGGACGCCGGAGACACGGGUGUGGAUGGCCGCCCGUGCGGCUGCCUGACCCUCAGUCCCUCAGACAAGGACGUGAUCGCCAACCUCAGGGCCCAGCAGGACGACCCAGAGGAGCUGGACACCACCAAGGCCGGCCUGCCGCAGUACCGGGCCCCCUGCAAGGCCAAGCUGCCCGAGCCGGCCAGGAGCGGCAGGAAGGGGAACUUGGUGCUGCGCAAGCGCUCGGUGGAGAUGGAGGACGUGGAGGGCAGUGGGAGCGGACUGUAGAGGAUGUUAGAUGAAAUGUGUUUAGAGAUCAUUACAUAGUUCCUGAUGCACAAAUUAUAAACGUUAAAGCUGAACUGUAGCCUUCCUGUUCUGAUUCAUCUUAACCACAAAAACCUAACAGCUCCUUCUCUCCGUCACAUCUUUUCUGGGUGAUGUGGAACUAUUUAUGUGCUGUAAGUUAGGCUUAAUGAUGAAAACACACCCAGUCACUUCAACAGCAGGAACAUUGUAACAGUAUAAAUAUAUUUCAAAGUACACGUCAAUCCUCGGAGGACUCUGAGGUCGACAACUUAACAUAAUAUAUAAACGCAACGUGUCUCACGCCCUGCUGUGUUAGCAUGUCUGACUACAUCCAACCUGAAAGAAUUUAAACCAUUUUCAAUGAGAUUCUGUUAAAAGCUUAGGAACAAUGACUAUCUUACCUGUUGUAGAUAGCUCUUUGAGCGACUUCCGUUUGGAGAAGCAAAGUUUUGUGAGCUGACAGCUAAUCCGAGCGCAGCAAAGCAUCUUAUAACAACUCCAACCCCAUAUUUCACUUCACACAAACGCUGUCCCACAAACAUUUACAUCAUCAUCAAGGUGAAAGGUGAAACAAACACACCUGCCUUCACCCUCAUUCGCUCCACUCUGGGCCCCUGAGCAAGGCCCUUAACCCCAUCAUC